This is a messenger RNA of Micropterus dolomieu (smallmouth bass), 2730 nucleotides long. It is a transcript of the gene elfn1b, whose product is annotated as extracellular leucine-rich repeat and fibronectin type III domain containing 1b. The transcript has 4 exons. Gene Ontology annotation, molecular function: protein binding. The coding region runs from base 1 to 2730 and encodes 909 amino acids. The record is from RefSeq and is a predicted model, not a curated record. Gene Ontology annotation, cellular component: plasma membrane. NCBI's taxonomy places the organism in Eukaryota, Metazoa, Chordata, Actinopteri, Centrarchiformes, Centrarchidae.
AUGGCAAGCAUCUCUGGUCGGCCUUCUCCAAUGGAUAUUGUGAUGACAUCCCAAAUGGCCCAGAAGACGGGACAGGGACGGCAGAGACAUAAUGUGACAGGAGGUUCUUCAUCAUUGGUCCUGUCCACAGCCAGCUCCUUCCUCUGUUGGCUUGCCCUGCUGUCAAUAAUGCGGUUGCCAAUGGUAACAGCUGACUGUUGGCUUAUCGAAGGGGAGAAAGGCUUUGUGUGGCUGGCUAUCUGCAGUAUGAACCAGCCGCCUUAUGAGGCCAUCCCAUCCCACAUCAACAGCACUAUUGUGGAUCUGAGGCUGAAUGAGAACAAGAUACGAUCGGUCCAUUAUUCUUCACUCAGUCGCUUUGGCAACCUCACCUAUCUGAACCUAACCAAGAAUGAUAUCAGCUAUGUGGAAGAUGGAGCAUUCUCAGCACAAUUCAACCUGCAGGUUCUCCAGAUGGGUUUUAACAAGUUGAGGAACCUGACAGAGGGGAUGCUGCGAGGCCUGGGCAAGCUGCAGUAUCUCUAUCUGCAAGCCAACCUCAUCGAGACUGUUACACCCAACACCUUCUGGGAAUGCCCCAACAUAGAGAAUAUAGACCUCUCCAUGAACAGGAUCCAGGUGUUGGAUGGCAGUUUGUUCUCUGGACUCUCUAAGCUGACCACCUGUGAACUUUACACCAACCCCUUCAACUGCUCUUGUGAGCUGUUGGGUUUCCUGCGCUGGCUCUCAGCCUUCCCCAACAGGACCAGUGAGAGAAUGGUGUGCGACUCCCCUCAAGGAUUCUUCGGCUACAACCUCCUGAGCCAGAACCCCCGCAUGCCUACCCAACGCAACGCUCUGCACGUGCUCAGUCUUGUAUGUACAGACGACGGCAGUAGUGUGACAUCUUUCUAUGUUAUUGGUUCGGCUGAUUCAACCACCCUGCCCCCAGAUUUUGCCUCUCCCUGUGGAUUGGACGAUUGUGCUUCUGGGACCCCUCCUGAUGAGGUAAUCAGCUUAAGCCCCAUUUUCUCUGACGCCAAUCCGAUCAUGACGCUGAAACAGGUGCUACAUUCAAGCGCUGUAAUAACGGUUCAGAUUCCUCAUCCGUACAGGAAAAUGUACAUCCUUGUGCUUUAUAACAACAGCUUCUUCACAGAUAUCCAGAAUCUGAAAAAUCAAAGAGAAGAUAUUGAGCUGAAGAACUUGAAACCUAACACUGACUACACGUACUGUGUGGCUUCUAUACGAAACUCCUUGCGCUUCAACCACACCUGUUUGACCAUAUCCACCGGCCGCCGGGCCGGGGCUGAGACGAUAGCCAAUCAGUCGUCAGCCACCCACUACAUUAUGACUAUUUUGGGCUGUUUGUUUGGCAUGCUACUCUUUCUUGGCCUAAUAGUCCACUGCCUGAGAAAGAAGAGGAUCAUGGAGGAGAAGGAAAGGAAGAUGAGCAGGAUCCAAAGGACUCUGAUAGAGCUCAAGUAUGGUGGAGAAGGGGAUAUAGAGGGCGGGAGUGGAGGAUCUGUUUCCCAGAAGCUUGGCGCUGGUGACAGCCUGUCCAGAAUGCCCUACCUUCCUCAGGGUGGUGAGAUAGAUCCAUACAAGCUGCAGGAGGUUAUAGAAACACCUGCGCACAAGCCUGCUAAACUUAACUACAUGGAGGUGAGAGGAUCUGGCAUUGAAAGGGACAGGGAGAGGGAGAGGGAGAGGGAGAGGGAGCGAGAGCGAGAAAGAGAGAUGUCGCCACAAGCAAAUCCCCAGGGCUCAGUAGCAGAGAUCUCAACCAUUGCUAAAGAAGUUGAUAAAGUUAAUCAGAUCAUCAACAACUGUAUAGAUGCUCUCAAAUCUGAGUCUACCUCCUUUCAACAGGGGAUGAAAUCCCCCUCUUCUGCCGGUGGAGGGGCUGUUUCGACUGCAGAGCCGCAGCUGGUGCUUCUCUCUGAGCAAGGAGAGAGAGGAGAAAGAGGAGGGGAGUUCCUCUCCCCAGUGUAUAAGGGAGGAAGAGGAGGAAGAGAAGAGAGAGGGCGAAGCUAUCAUCAUUCGCUGCAGCGACAUCACAGCAUGGAGGCUCCUCCAACCUCCAAAAGGCCCAGCACCUCCUCUUCUCCUGGCUCUGCCAGGAGCCCACGCUCAUUCCGCUCGGAGGGAGGCUAUCACACAUCAGAGACCCGCUAUAUCGAGAGAACCUCACCAGGAGAGAGAGGAGAAAGGGCAGGCGGAGGAGUAGAGGCCAUCCGUACAGUCACCCCAGCAGCAGCUAUCUUACGAGCUGAAGCCCAGAGAAUCCGUCAGUACAAUGAACACCGCCACUCCUAUCCCGGCUCACAGCAGCACCUCCAGGAGAUGCAGCACCACCCCCAGAUGCUGCAGGAGCUCCACCACCACCCAGGGGGCCGUAAGCCCUCCAUGUUAGACCCCCUCACCCUCAGCAGGCAGGCCAAGCAACGGGAGCUGGCCUACUCCCAGCUAUCGCCACACUAUCCGCUCUCGCCCCAGUACCACAACCUCAGCUACUGCUCCAGCCCAGAUGAAGACGAGGAAGAGGAAGGGCUUCUCUGCACCCCGACCUUGGGGCUGUGGGAGAGGUUCAAACUGCACCGUAAGAGGCACCGGCAGGCGUCCAUGGAGGAUGAAGGAUACGUGGCAGCCGGACAUGCGCUGAGGCGAAAAGUUCAGUUUGCCAAGGAUGAGGAUCUUCAUGACAUACUGGACUACUGGAAGGGUGUGUCCGCUCAGCAGAAGACCUGA